Achroia grisella is the source of this 2446-nucleotide messenger RNA. RefSeq names its product phosphoenolpyruvate carboxykinase [GTP]-like. NCBI's taxonomy places the organism in Eukaryota, Metazoa, Arthropoda, Insecta, Lepidoptera, Pyralidae. Gene Ontology annotation, biological process: response to starvation; cellular response to insulin stimulus; propionate catabolic process. Gene Ontology annotation, molecular function: GTP binding; phosphoenolpyruvate carboxykinase (GTP) activity; manganese ion binding. Gene Ontology annotation, cellular component: cytosol. The coding region runs from base 233 to 2152 and encodes 639 amino acids. The record is from RefSeq and is a predicted model, not a curated record. The transcript has 14 exons.
CGUAACUUUGCAUAUAUAUUAAUAAAUGGGUGAUCGAUUAAAUAUAAUAGGAUAUUAUAGAUGGUUGAUACAUCUCUUCAGCUUCAGUAACUUUGCGAAAGAGAUAAUUUAGAGUUUUUAUAACUUUUUUUGUAAUAAAUAAAUUUGAAAGUAUUAAUUUUCACCCAGUUAAAAAAUAUAGUUAAUUUAUAGUAAUAUUAACGUUGAUAGUAAAUAAAGAAUUAUAGUAAAAAUGCUGCAUUUAAACAGUGUACCGGAAGACUACGUAAAGAAUACGGCCCAAUGUGCUCAGCUGGCGCUGGGCUGCAGCCGUGCUGCUCAUCAGACAGCGUUACGAGGAGCCUCCAAUCCAAGUCCUCAAUUGGCAGCACUUACUCCUAAGGUUCGGGCUUUCGUGGAACGUAGCGCGGCGCUGUGCCAGCCGGAGCACGUGCACGUGUGCGAUGGCUCUGAUGCUGAAGCCACCGCACUCCUGCAGCUCAUGCAGCAGCAGGGCACGUUGAAGCAGCUGCCCAAGUAUGAUAAUUGCUGGCUCGCUCGUACGGAUCCUGCUGACGUGGCACGUGUGGAAUCUCGCACUUUCAUCUGCUCCGAGAAGGAAAGGGAUAUAGUACCAGUGGCGAGGGCUGGCCAGAAGUCCGCCCUUGGUAACUACAUCAACCCUGAGGACUACGAAAAGGCUGUGGCCGACAGGUUCCCGGGAUGUAUGAGGGGCCGUACUAUGUACGUGAUACCGUUCUCAAUGGGACCAGUAGGCUCUCCUCUCUCCAAGGUCGGCGUGGAAGUCACCGAUUCUCCAUACGUGGUCUACUCUAUGAGAGUCAUGACGAGGAUUGGAAACAAAGUGUUGGACGUUCUUCGACAAGACGAGACGUUCGUAAAAUGCUUGCACGCAGUGGGUACUGGUGGAGGCGUACCUGGAUGGCCGUGUGACCCACCACGCACCAUUAUCUUGCAUAAACCAGCUGACAACGAGAUCGUUAGCUACGGUAGUGGUUAUGGAGGCAACAGUCUUCUAGGCAAGAAAUGCUUCGCUCUUCGUCUAGGAUCCGUUAUAGCGCGCCGCGAGGGAUGGCUGGCCGAACAUAUGCUGAUUGUCGGUAUAACGGAUCCAAAAGGCCGCAAACGGUAUGUGGCAGCGGCUUUCCCGUCGGCCUGCGGGAAGACCAACCUCGCUAUGAUGACGCCCACCCUGCCGGGGUACAAGGUGGAGUGUGUCGGCGAUGAUAUUGCGUGGAUGAAGUUCGAUAAGGACGGUGUACUCAGAGCUAUCAACCCGGAGAACGGUUUCUUUGGUGUAGCACCAGGUACAUCAACGUCGACGAAUCCAAUUGCAAUGGCAACAGUAUUCAAUAACUCCGUUUUUACUAAUGUCGCGGAGACGCAAGACGGUGGGGUGUGGUGGGAAGGCAUGGGACCAGCUCCCGCCAACCUAACCGACUGGAAGGGACAGCCAUGGACACCAAGUGUUAAAACACCCGCUGCACAUCCUAACUCCAGAUUUUGUACACCAGCGAAUCAGUGCCCAAUUAUAGAUGACGCUUGGGAGAGUUCAGAGGGUGUACCCAUUUCUGCCAUCUUGCUGGGCGGUCGGCGGCCCACGGGCGUGCCCUUAGUGGUAGAAGCAAGGGAUUGGAAACAUGGGGUGUUCAUGGGAGCUUCUAUGAGAUCUGAAGCAACAGCUGCCGCUGAACAUAGUGGUAAGGUGUUGAUGAACGAUCCAUUUGCGAUGCGACCUUUCUUCGGGUACAACUUUGGCGAGUACCUGAACCACUGGCUCUCGAUGCCACAGGCGGGACGCAAGAUGCCCAAGAUUUUCCACGUCAACUGGUUCAGGAAGAGUGAUGAGGGUAAAUUCCUCUGGCCCGGUUUCGGUGAGAACUCCCGCGUUUUGGACUGGAUACUCCGCCGUUGUGACAAUGAGCCGUGUUACGUGGAUACACCACUCGGUUAUGUGCCCAGAAUUCUUGUACUGAACACACAAGACCUCGGCCCGAUCGAUAUGAAGACACUGUUCAGUAUACCUCAAGAUUUUUGGCUUCAAGAGGCUGACGCAAUUGGAAAAUAUUUCAAAGAGGAAGUAGGUGAUGACUUACCUAAAGAGAUGUGGAACCAACUGGAGACUCUCAGAAAUAGAGUCCAACAAUUAUAGACCAAAAAUAGUACAUAAUACUCUAAAAGCAUAGAUAAGAAACUACACAGAGAACAUUCCUUGACAAUUGUAUAAUAUUAGUACAUAAGUAAAUUUAUAUCAUUUUAAAUUAUAACAUUAAAUAUAGGAAUGACAAAUGUAAUUGUACCGGAGAUUCUUUUUUAUAAAAGACGUAUUACAGAAAAACAUGAUGGCUGUGUUAUAUAAAAAUUUACAUAAAUAUAUUCGUAUGAUAAAUAAUUUGUGUAAUGUUAUAAAAUUAAAUAUAUAUUAUUAAAUUAGCAAAUAAGUAAU